Aedes aegypti (yellow fever mosquito) is the source of this 2884-nucleotide messenger RNA. Its product is annotated as syntaxin-6. Bases 817 to 1785 code for a protein of 322 amino acids. The record is from RefSeq and is a predicted model, not a curated record. Gene Ontology annotation, molecular function: SNAP receptor activity. NCBI's taxonomy places the organism in Eukaryota, Metazoa, Arthropoda, Insecta, Diptera, Culicidae. Gene Ontology annotation, biological process: intracellular protein transport; Golgi vesicle transport. The transcript has 6 exons. Gene Ontology annotation, cellular component: membrane.
GUUGUUUGUUAUGACUUACCGUGACACAUUAAAAGCUAUUAUAGAGUGAGUGGUGCGCAAGACAGUACAAAUAGACCAGGGGAAACCAACAUCGACGUAUAGGAUCGGUUUAUUUCCCAAGCUUUCUUGUGUGCAGGUUCUAGGUGGACUAUCCGGCAGAGACAGUCCACGGUUGGGAGGAAAUAUCUUCACGAAGCGAGAACAAACUUCCCCCCGAUGGCGUUGGUAGAUGACGGCACAACGUAAUUUCGUCACGUGUUGUCCUAAAUGUGAUAGUCUAACGUUGCCUUGCGAGAGAACCAUCAUCAGGAUGCGAAAAAUUAUCGCACAUAAUUUCGAUUAUCCUGUGAGGCUAUUUUGAGCCAGAUUAAUAGUCGUGACGUAUUCUCGAGAUCUGCGUUUCCGUAUGGUUUGCGAAUCGAGUUAAUUCUUCCGGUUUUCCGUUCGGGCAAUAGGUUCUACAUUAGUUUUCCAUUGUAAUAGUUGAAUAUUCCGAUUUGGUACUGCCGACAAGUCGAUUCGAUUAUUCAGGAUUAAGCUCGGGAAGAAAAACUCCACAAAAGUAUCGAAGGAAUGCAUUCCAAGUUUUCCAUAUCGUGUAUGCUGAGAAGAUAAAUCAUUAAAUUUAGUUGAAAUAACAGUGUGAACAUCUUGUGGAGCAUGUCCUCCCACGGUCAGAAAACUUUGGUUGUUAGAUGUGAUGUGAAAAUCAUUGUGGAAACAUGAAAAAAAUAAUGGUGGUAUACCGUAACGUGUAAGGUAGCAGUAGGUGUAUGCCAGCUGCUGAAGAAAAAAUUGGAUUAAGGCUACGAGCAAAUGAUGAUGGAAGAUCCAUUUUUCGUAGUGAAGGACGAAGUAUUCAAGGCACUUAACAAGACUCGAGGACUGUACUUGCGGUGGCGCGAGCUAAACGAUGCUUCAUCCGGAGGCACCACUGCGGAGGCUGAAUGGACUACUACUGAAUUGAAAAAUUCCCUACGCAGCAUCGAGUGGGAUCUGGAGGACCUCGAGGACACUAUCAGUAUCGUUGAGAAAAACCCUAGCAAGUUCAAAAUCGACAACAAAGAGCUCUCCAGUCGGCGCCACUUCAUCGAUGCAACCCGCGAUGAGGUCAAAUCUAUGAAAGAUCGUAUGAGCAUCAACCGCAAUCGGGACAGAGAUAUUACCGCUAGGCAACCUCUGCUGGACAACUGCGAUCACGGGUCACCUCAGAAUCAAGUGAACAAGAAUUUCAUCAAUAACAACUGUAUUAUCGGCGGAGCACCAAACGUCGGUGGAUCACAUCUGAACAACUUGAACAACAACAAUCUCAACCUAGCAGGAACGGGCAAGAACCUGAUCAGUUCAGCUGGAGCAGCCAUGGCAGCGUCACGGCACAGCGGGGCAAAGUAUUCCAAACUCGAGAACAACUUGGAUGACAGUCCAACGCAUUACGCUUCAUCGUCGUCGGCCAUGCUGGACCACGCAUCGAACAGAUUCGUCGAGGACACGUUGGCCACGCAGCAGCGAAUAAUGGCCUCCCAGGACGAGCAGCUGGACGUGAUCAGCGAUUCGAUAGGAACGCUCAAAACCGUUUCGCGCCAGAUCGGUGUAGAACUGGACGAGCAGGCAGUAAUGCUGGACGAGUUCGGUAACGAACUGGAGCAGACGGAAUCGAAACUGGACUCCACCAUGAAGAAGGUGGCAAAAGUACUGCACAUCACUAGCGAACGAAGACAGUGGAUGGCUAUUGUGGUGCUUUCGGUGAUGCUGGUUGUUGUGAUAAUUAUUUAUAUUAUACUUUAAGUUUUUUUAGAUUUUAUGUUUAUUUCAAUGCUACCUAUUUUAAAGACUUGCAUUGGAUUGAAUGAGAAAUCGAUUAUAUUUUCAUUUUCAAUUCCGUUUAAUCAGUCAAGCUAUGAAUUUCAACCACACGAUUUAAGCAAAUUUUCCCAGACGAGCUUGACCAGCUUAUAACAUACUGAGCGUUUACCUAAGCAAUUCAAAUUUCCCGAAAAUUAAAAUCAUCCAACAUCAAGGGGCUGUGACGAGAGCGAAAAUCGAAAGGGAGAACAACCAAGUCUUCGGCAAGUCAAACGAAACAUUUUUUUUUUUACAAAGAUUUUACGUUCCAUUUAACGGCAGCAGAAACAUGUAAUAAGAAAUUGUAAGAGUAGUGAGAUAGCAGUUACGCUGUAGUUUGUAGAAAGUUGAUCCAGCUGCGAUCGGACAUAAAAGUAUAGCAUAAGCGAAAAUGAGUGUGUACAUACAAUGAAUUUGUGUGUUCACUACUGUGGCUCUUGUCGGACUCCGAUCUGGACCAAACGGAAAUCUUUUUCUUUAUCCUCUAUAUAAUCAUUCCUAGAUUUGGAUAGAAUCCCCUUUUGUGAACUGUGUAAUGUAUACAUUUUUCAUUUUAAUCGUAGAAGCACAGCAUAUUUAACUCAAGCAGACCAUAAGGUGAAUGCGUCUGCAAAUUAAGUAAAAACACACAAAUCUAGUCAAAUGCCUACAUUUGCAUGGAACUGACAUAACCACAGAGAAGAGUAGAUUUAUUUUUCAUAAUUAUUCACCUCUUUCUAAACAAUAAUUACAGUUUCAAGGGUUAGGUCAAGAAUAUAAUGGUAGGGGAGCAAUUACAUGUAGAAAAGGAUUGAAAACUUGAGUAAAAUGUAUGUUUAUGAGUCUAUUCCAAGCCAAAUUUUAUCAUAAUUUGAAGUAUAACUAAAAAAACUAUUAGAUUCCAAUACAAGUAACAAUUAUAUGGAUGAUGAUAUGAAAAACUGUAAGAAUAUGAUAAACAUUAUUCAGAAUUGCGACAGUAAACAGCAAUAGAAACGGAGUUUUAAAUGUUUAUUUUUUAUUAAUUUUAUUGUAAUGAAUAAAGUAACCAUUCAGAAGUCAA